GAGAGAGAGAGAGAGGAGACGUGAGCACUGAGCAAUAUGUUCUCAGUUUCUUUCUUCGUAUGUGUAGUGUAGCGUAGCUGCCCAACCUCUUCUACCUUCCACCAUCUAUCUGACCCUUUAUAAAUUUCAACCCCAAAACAUUCUCAUUUUUUGUUCACCCUUCAAUGGAAAGCCAACAAGACCCACCACAAAAUUCUCCUCUCUUCCCUUUCACUCCCGAGUCAAUGAUGCAAAACCCUUUGGAACCUCAAGGCUUGCAUGAUGAUGACAUAGACUGGGUUAACCUUUUCUCUGGCCAAAACAACUUCCUUGGGGAUGCAAAGGCAAUCAUGGAAUGCACUUCUUCAUCUUCAUCAUCAUCAUCAUGUGCUUUGAUGGCUGAAAAGAGUGAUAAAGAGAAAGGAAAAGGAGGCAGAUUGAAGAAGACAACACAACCUAGGUUUGCCUUUCAGACGAGAAGUGCAGAUGAUAUUCUGGAUGAUGGCUAUCGUUGGAGGAAGUAUGGCCAGAAAACUGUGAAGAACAGCAUACAUCCCAGAAGCUACUACCGGUGCACGCAUCAUACAUGCAAUGUGAAGAAACAGGUGCAAAGGUUAUCGAAAGACACAACCAUCGUGGUGACCACGUACGAGGGUAUUCACAAUCACCCAUGUGAAAAGCUCAUGGAAACCCUAACACCACUUCUCAAGCAAAUGCAGUUUCUCUCUAGGUUAGGUUCAACUAAUAACGCUGCUCCUUCUUCUCUGCUAUAGCUACAUGCAUGCAACCUGCAUGUUUGCAUCAUGUAACUCUAUGUAUCAACUUCACCUAUAUUUACGCUCUUAAUUUGCUUUCUACUUAAUUAAUUAUUGUAACUGAGAUGUAUACAAUAUAUGUCACAGCUGGUCCAUUUGACAGUGCAAA
Cajanus cajan (pigeon pea) is the source of this 903-nucleotide messenger RNA. Its product is annotated as putative WRKY transcription factor 24. The record is from RefSeq and is a predicted model, not a curated record. Gene Ontology annotation, molecular function: sequence-specific DNA binding; DNA-binding transcription factor activity. Lineage: Eukaryota; Viridiplantae; Streptophyta; Magnoliopsida; Fabales; Fabaceae. Gene Ontology annotation, biological process: regulation of DNA-templated transcription.